Messenger RNA from Neoarius graeffei (lesser salmon catfish), 1037 nucleotides. Its product is annotated as protein NYNRIN-like. Gene Ontology annotation, molecular function: nucleic acid binding. The record is from RefSeq and is a predicted model, not a curated record. Bases 128 to 949 code for a protein of 273 amino acids. Gene Ontology annotation, biological process: DNA integration. NCBI's taxonomy places the organism in Eukaryota, Metazoa, Chordata, Actinopteri, Siluriformes, Ariidae. The transcript has a single exon.
GUUUUCAAAUUAUGUUGCAAAAUUUUGCAAGCAAUGCUUGAUAUGUGCACAACAUAAUGCAGGUCAAGGUAUCAGACUAACUCAAGCAGCACACCCAAUACCAGACAAACCAUUUGAUCACCUCCAAAUGGACUUUAUUGAACUGACACCUAGUGAAGGGAAAAGGUACUGCCUGGUAAUAGUUGACAUGUUUUCAAAAUGGGUAGAAGUAUUCCCCACAGCUAAACAAGACUCAGAGGCAGUAGUCAAAGCACUCCUGAGAGAUGUAAUUCCUAGGUGGGGUAUACCUAGCAAAAUCUCAAGUGACAAUGGAACACCCUUUGUUAAUGCAGCCCUAAAGAAAAUAGGAGCAUUCCUAGGGAUAGACCUGAAACAACAUUGUGCCUAUCAUCCUGCCAGUGCGGGAGCAGUAGAGAGGGAAAAUGGGUCACUUAAAAAUAAACUAAGCAAAGCUUGUGCAGAAACAGGGCUAGGAUGGACAAAGGUCCUCCCUGUAGCACUCACACAAAUGAGGAUGCAAACUAGGCCUAAACAUGGGUUAAGCCCAUUUGAAAUUCUGUUUGGACGAGUACCCAACAUGGGGAUAGGGCUAGCUCAAGGAACACUGCCGGACACCACACUGUGUGAUGAUGCAAUGUUGAAUUACUGUGCAACGUUGUCCUCUGCUUUGAAAUCUAUCCACAAACAGGUAAAAGAAGCACUUCCCAAACCCGCUGAGGGACCUCUGCACGAUCUACAACCAGGGGAUUGGAUCGUGGUGAAGGAUUUCCGACGAACCAAGUGGAACAAGCCACGGUGGAACGGCCCAUUCCAGGUCCUGCUCACGACCCCAACGGCAGUGAAAGUCACAGGCAGAGUGACGUGGAUCCACGCUAGCCACUGCAGGAGGGUUCCUGAACCGGCUAAGCAGGAGGGAAAAGAAGGCCUAAGUGACCCAGAUGCUGACUAAAGCUCGAGGAGAAAGAAGUGUUAAUUAAGUACAUCUGAGGACAGAACCCCAACCAUAAGGUGGGACAAGUGGUAACCCGAGACUCAGG